UCUGAUCUUGUAAGCUUCAAUCAUAGUGACUCUGAGGACUGUCAACUUCUCCUAGGGCAGAUUACCCCCCAGUGCGCCAAACGCCAUAGCUCGCUCGUUAAGCUACGGAAUCAAGUGAUUCAACUUUCAGUGGAAAGCUGACGCUGCCAGCGACAACAUAUCCGAUUUUCAGAUCGUUUCACCGAUUGGAGUUUUGGAUAUAGCUAUUCGAAGGUCGCAAGUUUUCUGGGCGUCAUAACGAAGUGCUGCAGAAAUUUCCAAGGAGCCAUUGAAUCAUCUGCUUAUAGCCUUCUCUGACCAACAAGUGGUAUCAGAGCCUAUUAUCACGCAUUUGGGACCUAAAAUACGAUGGGAGAUAAGGAGGACUCUGGUGGAGGUGAUACUUCAGUCCAAGGAGGCAGCUCAACCCAAGAUUCUGGCAUUGCAGCGCAAAGGGGAGCGCGUACAAGCCAGGGGUCACUGCUUAAGGAGGUGCUGAAGAACUUCACCAUUGAGAAGUUCUCUGGAGAUGGCUAUGAUGAUUGGGCAUGGAAGAUGCAGCUCUACUUUCGACAAAUUGGCCUCUUGAAGCUCAUGAUUGGAAUGGAGCCAAGGCCAAAGGAAAUGGCAGAGCAAGCGGACUGGGAUGAACGUUCAUCUGCUGGGUAUUAUCUACUGUCACAAAGCUUGGAGCUGAACCAGAGGCAUCACAUCAUGCAUCUGCUACCGGAAAUUGAUUGUGGGCCCAAGGCAUGGGCAGUGCUCAAGGACCUGCACGCUCCAACAUCGGUUGCCGCUUCUCUCAUGCUGGAUCGGGAGCUGUCCAUGCUGCGGUUGAGCGAGAAUGAACCUGUGCAGCCCGUACUGGACAAGAUGAGGGAACUCUACGCGAAAUUGGCGAUUGCAGGCAUCACGUACCCAGAGCAGACAAACGCCUCCAAUCUCUGAAGUGCGCUCAGCAUCCGGACAUGUGUUGGUGCAUAUUCGUUUGCACGUCAUCCUGUCGUCUGUUCGCAUCAUUUC
Closterium sp. NIES-67 is the source of this 1002-nucleotide messenger RNA. The record is from the annotation of a GenBank genome assembly. Lineage: Eukaryota; Viridiplantae; Streptophyta; Zygnematophyceae; Desmidiales; Closteriaceae.